ACACACACUCCAGACACUUUUAUUAUCAGCUUCCUAUUAUGUCCAGCACUGAAAGACCCCCUUUUAAGCCUCCCCGCUCGGUUUCUCCUCCCCCUCCCUCACGAACACAAAAACAUCUGCUUUCUGCGCUCCCAAGAACACAUCUGCUUUCUGUGCUCCCAAGUUCACAUUUAAAAAGGCUACGACUAUUCUCAUUGUUUGUCAGGAAAAAAAGCUUCCACUGCGUGUCAUGGAUCCAGCUGUUCAACGCACGGGUCAUUUUGCACCCAACUGCAUUGAUCUCCAACCAGGAAAAAACUUCUCCAAUCCCAGUUAUGGACAAGUGGCUCUCCCGCCAGGCUACGUUCCUCCUCAGGCUCCGGCGAUGAUGCCGGCUCCUCAGAGACCGGCCGGGUGUCCACCUGGGCUGGAGUACUUAACGCAGAUCGACCAGCUUCUCGUUCACCAGAAAGUGGAGCUGGCUGAAGUUUUUAUAGGAUGGGAGACCAACAACAAGUAUCUGGUGAAGAACACACUCGGGCAGCAGGUCUUCUUCGUGGCCGAGGAGAACGACUGCUGUAACCGGAACUGCUGCGGACCGCUUCGCUCCUUCGCCCUCCACGUCCAGGACAACAUGGGCCAGGAGGUGCUCACGCUCACACGUCCUCUACGCUGCAGCAGCUGCUUUUACCCCUGCUGUCUGCAAGAGCUGGAGGUGCAAUCUCCACCGGGGACUCCUAUCGGGUACGUGGUUCAGACGUGGCACCCUUAUUUACCCAAGUACACCGUUCAAAAUGAGAAGAAGCAGGACGUUUUGAAGAUCGUGGGACCUUGCUGCACGUUUAAAUGCUGUUCCGAUGUGAAUUUUGAGGUUUUGUCGAUGGAUGAAACAGCGUCUGUGGGCCGCAUCAGUAAGCAGUGGACAGGCUACGUACAAGAGGCUUUCACGGACGCAGACAAUUUCGGGAUCAAGUUCCCUCUGGACCUGGAUGUGAAGAUCAAGGCUGUGCUUCUCGGAGCCUGUUUUCUCAUCGAUUUCAUGUUCUUUGAGAAUAAACAGAAUAGACACUGAGUGGGAGGUUCCAUCCUGUUUUCCUCAUCGUGAGCCGUCCGUGCUUCACGUCUUUGCUGGACCCAAAUAUAUAUAACAUGAGAAUAUAUAUAUAUCUUUCUUGCUACAAGUAUGCAAUGUAUCUUUAAUACACUGUACAUGUACAUCGUGUAUGGGACUUCUCAUUUAUAUGUGCUUUUGUGUUAUAAGCUGUAGAUGGCUCCAUAGCGCAAUUUUCCUGAGCAGCUGUCCGACUGUCACUGUGCCGUCGCGUCGUUGUGUCGUUGUGUAUACACCGUAAAUGUUACGGUGACCAAGUUCUUUAGACAGAAAUCUUUUGAAAGCAAAGAAUCACCACUGAUUGGGUCAGUUUGGCAAAGACUAGGCUUUAACCGGUGCCCAAGAAACCAUUACAGUCAGAUUGCUACAACAGAAAUACCAAAGAACAGAGGUUUUGUGUUGAAAAUGGACAACACUGAGUCUCUUAACACUUCCAUAACGUACACAGCCUGUCUCUAGGCUGACUAGAACUGGGUGUUUUUUCUGCAAGGGUGCAGAACACAAGCCUGCGUCCUGGGGUGUGACUGGUGGAUGCGUUUGGUUUGAUCAAUAAUGGAGGAUUCGUCUAACGCAGGCGUCUAGAGAGGCAGUCGUGUUCCAUAUGAAACGGCGCAGGCGUUUCACCUGACCCACAUCGGGCCAUCUGUGGACUAUAGACUCUGUCAUAACUUCCCGUGACUACUAUCCACACUUCUAACAAAACUGAGAACAUUUUUGAACCUAUGCAUGACUCAACCCGCCCAACAAAAACAACCCAAUUAAGAAUAGCGUCUGAUCUGGAUGUUCACAAAGAAAACAGGAAACAUAAUGGCCGUGCAAUCGCCGAGAUAGAACUCCCGAUCUCGUGAUGACUCGGAUACACCAAACUGGAACAUAACCCAAACUAACCAGGCUAAGAAAGUAAAUCAGGCCAAAGGAAUAGCAUCAUUUAAAUAAUAUAAAGAAAAUUAAAGAACUCGUGCUAUUUCUAUUUCCACAUCUCUGCGAUUUAUACAACAUAGCUAACAUUAGACAAGUAUAUAUGUAAUCAGUAAAUGGUUAUUACGCAUUUACCAGAAUUUGGCUGAAAAUACUCCGAAAAUAACGCCACUGUUUUAAAUCCCUAUCAAUAAACUGUAGCGAACGAUUGACGUAUUUUUGAAUGAAAAUUCAUAGCAGCGUACUCUUUUUGCUGUAGCAAAAGUUACACGUAAUACACAAAAAAAAGUCAAGAAAAACAGGAUGCUUUGGACAAAAUGGUUGAUAAUGAAACACCAGAACAUGGCGUUAAUUCGAUGGGGUGGGGUUCCAAAGUUGUGAGAUUGUAGAUGAGCUCGUUCUCCUAACGUUUCCUCUCUUCAUCGCUCGCGUAACAACAACGAGCGACGCAAACGGAAAUGUCAUUAACGUUAUAUCCAUCGCUGUUAGAGUGUAAGGAAAAAAAUCCUUCAUUCUGAUUAUACGAAGGUGCUCGACAAAUCAUUUCAUCUCUAAGUCUUCAUCUCAGUAUUUAAGAAACCUUCAUAAUAUGCACAGCAACAGUGAUUAAAAGUCAAUAAAUCCUCGAACUAGCUUUGUUAUAUGAAGUCGUCUUGUUACAAGAUUAAAAAAAAAGCUAUCUCACCACUUGUAGUAAUUCUUAAAAACUAUAUAUUUUUUUGUUUAUUGUUUAUUUUCAUACAUUUUAGUGAUUAUUCUCAAUGCAUGUAACAAAAAAAAAAAACCCCACACACAAUAAAGAAACAAGAAUCAGU
Pangasianodon hypophthalmus (striped catfish) is the source of this 2823-nucleotide messenger RNA. RefSeq names its product phospholipid scramblase 1. Bases 230 to 1051 code for a protein of 273 amino acids. The record is from RefSeq and is a predicted model, not a curated record. Gene Ontology annotation, molecular function: phospholipid scramblase activity. Gene Ontology annotation, cellular component: plasma membrane. NCBI's taxonomy places the organism in Eukaryota, Metazoa, Chordata, Actinopteri, Siluriformes, Pangasiidae. Gene Ontology annotation, biological process: plasma membrane phospholipid scrambling. The transcript has 10 exons.